UUGCAUAGUGAGUAUUGUUUGAGAGCGAAAGCGUUUACAAAAUUCAUACCGUUUGUUGAGUAUUUCACUGUUUUAAAUUAUUUGCUAGAAAAGAACAAAAAAGUAUAUUGCAAAGAGUCCAACGAGCAAGAAAUUUGAGAAGUAGACGAAGGCAACAAAAAAAUAAACUAGUGAAUUAGUUUGAAUUUUUAUUGACACCAUUUGGAAAAUUCCAUUGUACUGGAAUCGAACAAUUCAUUAACAACGACUUGUGAAAAUGCCAACACGGAUCGUUUAUUGAUGCUAAACAUCUUGGAUACCAAAUCAUCUCAAGAAUUAAAAAGAAUUUUAUGUGAAACGAUUCACCAAAUUGAAACACAAAUCGAUUUUUAGAAUCGAAAUCAAAGGGAACUUCGUUUAUGCGUUUCAUUACCAGUAGCGUGUAGGACAGAUUAAAUAGCAAAAAAAAAACUACCCAAGCAUCCCGUAAAAUUAAUCCAUUGAGGUUGUGGGAUACGUCGUAUAUUUUGUUGGUUUCAUUUAUGCUAUGAAAGCCCUUUGUCUCAUCGAGAGCACAUUACAAUCGUACGAGAUAUUCGAUUUGUUGUUGUUUUUUUUGUAAUUUGUGAAUAUAUAACAUACAAGUUGUGUGUUUAGCGUGUAUCACAUCUCGGCUGAAAAUCGCACCAAUUGCAAAGAAGAAGGAACGUGAAGCGACAAAAGAAUAAAAAAAGAACGAACUGUAAGCCGACGAAGGAAUUGAAGAAAACAAACGCAUAAGAGCACAGAACACAAAACAAAAACGGCAAAAAAAUUUUGAGGGAAAAAAAACGUGUUGAAAAGGAAAAGAGAAUCGACAACAAGCUAAAACGAAAACUAUUGCAAUCCAUUGUUACAACGCAAAGAGAGAGAAAAAAAUCAUUUGUCGAAUACAAGCGAAUGGAUAGCGUGUGUGUAACAUAAGAAAUAAAAAAAUAAGAAGGAAAAAAUUUCAUUUGAAACUAACUACACAAGAGAAGAAUUUCUUUGUGUUGUUCAUUUUGUUUGGAUAGAGAUAUAACUCACAUGUGGUGCAUCCAUCAAAUACAUUCCGAAACAUAAAAUCAAUUCGAUCAUUUUAAUGUUUGUGUGCUUGUCUCUGCAUUAAAUGUACCUUAUAUCCAUUUAAUAUUGUGACUUACAAUCACAGUUGAACAUCUCGCCAGUCAAAUUCAAUAAUACAAAGUAGUGUGUAUGUGUGUUUACAGUUUAUGAAUUUCCAUUUAUUUGUAUUUGCUGAAGUAUUUCGUGAUUAAAUUUCACAAACCACAUGCAAACAAGCCGAACGAAAAAUUAUUAAGCAUUUCGAACAGCAAUAACAGCAAAGAGCAAUUUCGCAGUGCACAUCAUAAUUUUUGAUCGCGAAAUUAAAUUCAAUUAAAAGUUAAAACAGCCGUGGAAAUUCUAUUGUUUAUCCCUCUAUAAGCUAGAACGAGCACAGUGAUUAAAUAUAAAAUCGGUGUUAUAAAAGCAGAUGAAAAAAAAUCGAAACGUUUUUCAAUUAAAUCAGCCGAAACAAAGUACGUGUUUGGUGUUCUAAUAGAAAACUCAAACGAAAUACAGUGUAGUUCAGGUACGAGAUAUACAUAAAUAUAAAAAAAAGAGAUACAAUCAUCAUCAAGUCAGAGCAGGACGAACCGAUAAAAAUGUUGUUUGAAAAUCCAGCAGUAGCGGCAAAAUUGCCAUUCCCAUACACAGUGCCACCACCGAUGCAGGCGGCCACUGCAGUUCCACAACUAAGCGCUACCAUCGAGAAUGGCACAUUGAUCUCACAUGACUUGCAUAAUGCCCUUGCGGUGAUUAAAAAUGAACAGGUCAUCUCACAACAACAACAACAACAACAACAGCAGCAACAACCACAAAAUGCAGCCAUUGCUGUUGCCUCAACAGCCACUACAACGACCAUAAAUAAUGGUACAACUACUGCAUCGCAUUCAGGUUCAUCGGGUCGAUCGACACCAAACAACACAGACUCUGCACCAGGAAAACUCUUUGUUGGUGGUCUAAGCUGGCAAACAUCGGCCGAUAAACUAAAAGAAUAUUUUGGAAUGUUCGGAAAUGUCACAGAUGUUCUUAUCAUGAAAGAUCCCGUUACACAGAGGAGCCGUGGAUUCGGUUUUAUCACAUUCUCAGAGCCUAGUAGCGUAGAAAAUGUUCUCAAAGUGCCAAUUCACACAUUAGAUGGAAAGAAAAUCGAUCCAAAGCAUGCCACACCAAAAAAUCGACCGAAACAAUCGAAUAAAACGAAAAAGAUUUUCGUUGGUGGCGUUAGCCAAGACACAUCAUCCGAUGAGGUAAAAGCCUACUUCAAUCAAUUCGGUAAAGUUGAAGAGACUGUGAUGUUAAUGGAUCAACAAACAAAACGGCAUCGUGGUUUUGGUUUUGUCACAUUUGAAAAUGAGGAUGUUGUCGAUCGAGUAUGCGAAAUUCACUUUCAUACUAUCAAAAAUAAGAAAGUCGAAUGCAAGAAAGCUCAACCGAAAGAAUCAGUCGCACCGACUGCACAAUUGUUGCAGAAACGUUUUAUGCUCGGCGGUUUGGGCGUUCGAAUGGUACCACAAACUCAAAUGAGCCAAAUGAGCCAAAUGACCCAAAUGAGCCAAAUGGGCCAAAUGGCUGGACCAGUUGCUGCCGCAAGUGCGAUCAAUCCAACUCAACUGCAAGUAGUACAAGCUCAGGCACAGGCAGCUCAAGUUGCUGCUUUGCAGGCUCAACAAAAUGCCGCUGCUGCCAACUUUGGUAAAGUGUUCUCCGCGUAUCCACCGUUACAUAGUUUUAGAUAUGCGCCAUAUCCAAUGCCGACGGGAGCUGCGUCAGCCGCAACAGGCCAUCCUCAUGCUGGUGCCACAUCGUCAGCGGCAGUAGCACCGCAAACCGCUCACGUUCAACAACAACCACAACAAACUCAUCAACCACCGGGCAUGGCACAGGCCCAGGCAGCCACCGCUCAGAUGGCUCAGCCAUUCCCGUAUGGCAUACCAAAUGUAGACAUGAGCAGUUUCCAAAAUGUUGAUUGGUCAAACAUCUACGGAAUGUAUGUCUAAACGCGAAACGAUCAAUCGAAAUGAACAAAAACUUUAGAAACUAUGUGUGAUGCAUAGAUUAACAAAACAAUUGAACACGAGACAAAUUAAGAAAUGAAAAACAAGAAAAAAAAAACACAAAAAAAAAAAUCAUUAAUUCAAUCUUUAACACUUUCAAUACGAAUGCCACAAGCAAGCGCGCAGCUACACAAAUUUAAUAAUUUACAUAGAGAUAAGUAAGACACAAAGCAAACACAAAUAAAACCAACCGAGAGAUCCAGAAAAAUUGUCUUUACCGAAUCGAGGAUAUGCGUGCCAAAUAGCAAAGAAAAAAACAAAAACAAAUUAUACAACACGCGAAUCAUAACAAAUGAUGGAUCUUCAUAACACAAGAUGCGUGUUAGAUUUUAAAUUAGAGAGAGACCAAACAGCGGGACAAACAACGAAUCAAAUGAAGUGGAAAUUAGACAGCGUUUUAUCAUUUGCAAUGAGUGCCAUCGAAAAUAUGUGCUGAGACAGUGUUCAGCAUCAAACAAACUCAAACCGAGAUAUGUAUUGCAAUGAGAGAGAGAGAGAAGAAACCAAAAUAAGUAAACCAUUUUAUUAAAUUCAUCACUAUUCUAAAGUGAAUCCCGUUCAAUCAGUUUUUAAACGAAUAUAACACUUAUCUGUACCUUGUUCAUUUUCAUUUUAAUUUCGAUUUUAUUUUGUUCGUUCAAAAUUUUAUCAAUUUUAGCUUAGAGAGUAACAUUUCAAAGAGUCCCAAAUCAAUUGAACAUUUACUAGAAUCUCACCAGAUUUUUUUUUUUAACUAUGUAUUCAUUAACCGUAAUCAAAAUGAAUCUAAUAUUAUAGAAAUGGUCUCAUUUUAUUUAUAGUCAAUUAUAAAUACAAAUACAAAAUAGCCUAAUAACAUGAUUUGAUUGGAAAGAAAAUCGACUCCAAAUAUGUACCAUUCACAAGUAAAUGUUUACGAACAAAAACAAAAAUACUGUACAUUGAAAUUCUGUAGAACCACAAUGGAAGUGACAACAUUUUUAUCCAAAUUGCCAAUUGCACUGAAGCAUCGAUAUCACAGUCACAACCUUGAUUUUAGCUUAAUAAAUGUUUAGGAUUUUGAGUUUCUUUGCGAAAUUCAUUUAUUUCAUUUUAGUGUAUUGGUUCGGUUUGGCUAAGGCACUUUUAUGUAAAUCCAAACAAAAAAGUAAUUCGGAUUCUUUUUUAUUUUGAUUUAUUAAACAAAAAUAUAGAUGAAUUUCAAACGAAAUUAAUUCAUAUCACUAACAACUAUGGAACAUUUAGUCAAUUAUAAUCUAUUUAAAUCUGUUGAA
Molecule: messenger RNA, 4372 nt
Organism: Contarinia nasturtii (swede midge)
Lineage: Eukaryota; Metazoa; Arthropoda; Insecta; Diptera; Cecidomyiidae
Gene: msi
Product: nuclear polyadenylated RNA-binding protein 4
Exons: 4
Coding region: 1665-3062 (465 amino acids)
Cellular component (GO): cytoplasm
Molecular function (GO): RNA binding
Source: RefSeq, a predicted model, not a curated record